CAUGAUACAAUAUCUGUAACCUCUAUUUUUUUCUAUUAUUAAUAUUUAACGCAAAUUUCCCCACAGCCAAAUAAUUUACAAGAAAUUCCAGGGAGGCGAUUAGCUUCAUAACAAUUUAAAAACCACCUAAGAAAGGGAGGCGAGACAUUCCGCACGGCACAAGGCGAAUCACUCUGUUGGAAUCGGCUGUGAUCUGUGGAAUUCAAGCGCGAUUCAUUCGGUAAAUCGCAAACAAUUAACGGAGGCAAAACUCAAAGAAAACAUUUGAGGAGACACUUCUUAUCUCAGAGCAAACAUUUGAGGGUGAAAUAACCUGAGCCGGCGAAUUACGUCGUAGUCAUUGGAGGUUAUCACUGCAACAUGAAGCUGUCCUUCGUGGUAAUUUCCGCCGCUCUUCUCGUGUCACAGUUUUUCCUCGCUCAAGGCCUCUUCCUUCCAUGGUCGAAAAUCAAGAAUGACUCCACUGACGGCUUUCUCAUUUCCAUGAAACGACUUGACUUGAAUAGGAAGUAUGAAGGCAGCGACCUUGAAAAGCUGAAGAAUAUAACCAGGCAGGUAUCUUUGGACAACAGGUGUUUUGAAGAUCCGGAAGGUCCAAUAUCCGUGGGGUUUCACAGCUAUCAUCCUUACGUCUCUUUUGCCAUGGGAGGUAAAUCCCUCCACCUCCGUGGUAUGUUCCCCUCUAUACUAGCAGACACACUGGACUACUGCUGUCAGGGUGGGAUGGACAAAGUAAAAUUUGCCAAGAUGUUAAAAACGCCGCUGGAGGCAGAGGAUCGUUUCCUAAGCGAUGACGUAAACGAAUACGACUUUACCUUUCCAGUUCACGCGCCCGAGGGAACAAAGUCGUUUCGGGAUCACCCGUUCAUCCCGCUAGUGCACGUACCCAGUGUGGUGUUCCUGGCGUAUGAUGGGAAUGAAAGAACCACUAAGACCCAUGCCAUUGCUGCGACCAUUCUGAAGGCCUGGCCCAUCAUGGUGUUUAUUCUUCUCACGGCUACUUUCUCUGGUAUCAUCAUUUGGUUCUUGGUGAAACGACUGCGCUGA
Pocillopora damicornis (cauliflower coral) is the source of this 1047-nucleotide messenger RNA. RefSeq lists its product as uncharacterized. Gene Ontology annotation, cellular component: voltage-gated potassium channel complex; membrane. The record is from RefSeq and is a predicted model, not a curated record. Gene Ontology annotation, molecular function: ligand-gated monoatomic ion channel activity; delayed rectifier potassium channel activity. Gene Ontology annotation, biological process: action potential; potassium ion transmembrane transport. NCBI's taxonomy places the organism in Eukaryota, Metazoa, Cnidaria, Anthozoa, Scleractinia, Pocilloporidae.